Vittaforma corneae ATCC 50505 is the source of this 843-nucleotide messenger RNA. RefSeq lists its product as uncharacterized. The record is from RefSeq and is a predicted model, not a curated record. NCBI's taxonomy places the organism in Eukaryota, Fungi, Microsporidia, Nosematidae. The transcript has a single exon. Bases 1 to 843 code for a protein of 280 amino acids. Gene Ontology annotation, molecular function: ribosome binding; Hsp70 protein binding. Gene Ontology annotation, cellular component: cytosol. Gene Ontology annotation, biological process: 'de novo' cotranslational protein folding; regulation of translational fidelity.
AUGUUCACAAAGAUCAUUCCAACAUCUUUGUUAACCAAAUCUGACUUAGAAAAAGCAAAGGAGUUCCACAGAAGACGAAACUUAUAUAACAAAUACACACUAGAACAGUUGGAGGAUUGGACAAAGAUAGACCUGUACGAGGCUUUGGAUCUUGAUUGCUACAGAGACAAGGAUAUUCCAGAAACUAUUCUGCAGUAUGCCGUUAAGAAGAAGUCUGCUACAUAUCAUCCUACAAACAAUAAGGGAAGGCAAGCAGCAUUCUUCAUUGUAAAGAGAGCUGAGGUUAUUCUGUCAAGUCCAAAAUAUAGAAAAGUGUACGAUUCUUGUUUUCUUGAUGAGUCCAUACCGGAAGAUAGAGAAUACAACCAUGAUGAGUUUUUUGACAUUUUUUCUCGAGUAUUCGAUAGAAAUGCAAUGUUCAGCGAGGCAAAGCCAGCCCCAGGUCUUAAAGAUGAUCCUGAAGUAUUUUACAAGUUCUGGCUGAAUUUUAAAACAACACGAGUCUAUGAUGAUCCAACAGAUGUGUUUGACGUUAGUGGAUCAAUGAGACGACACAAUGCCGAUAAGAAUAGAGAUAUAAUGCAGCAGAAGAAACUUAGAGAUCUGCAGAGGAUUCAAGAGCUGGUAAAAUUAGCCAUUAAAAGAGAUCCGAGAAUUAAGAAAAAGUCAAAUGGCACUUCCCCAUGGGACGAUUCGCAGCUAAAGAGUCUAAGGAGAUUUGAUAAUCUUUUUGGAAAGACAUCUAACAAAUUCGAUGUGAUUGCUAAGAAACUCAAUGAGCUGUUCCUUACUAAGCGAUCACCACAGGAAAUUAAAAGUAAACUAGAUGAAUUGAAGAGGUAG